Molecule: messenger RNA, 4742 nt
Organism: Anolis carolinensis (green anole)
Lineage: Eukaryota; Metazoa; Chordata; Lepidosauria; Squamata; Anolidae
Product: complement factor H
Exons: 11
Coding region: 3625-4698 (357 amino acids)
Biological process (GO): complement activation
Molecular function (GO): complement component C3b binding
Source: RefSeq, a predicted model, not a curated record
UGUACAGCAAUGCUUUUACCCUGGUUGGGGCCAGGGCCUCCACCGAAAGUCACACAAUGUCUUAUGAUGUCCAGCAUGGGGCUCUGUUCUUUAAACGGGGUGAAAGCAUCCUAGGAUACUGAAUUCACCCCAUCUGAUGAGGUCCCUAGUCUAAGUUUUCUUCUGAAAUUCUCUUUCAGUAAAGACAGAGCCUGAGGUCUCAUCUACACUGCCAUAUAAUGCGAUUUCAUCAUGCAGUUUAAAUGCAUUACACUGCAUCAUAUAAUCCAGUCCAAUGCAGUUGUAUGGCAGUGUAGAUGGGGCCAGAGAGAGAGAACAGAACAUUGACAUUUGUGAGAUUAUUCCUUUCUUUCUUUCCCACAGCAUAAUGUGCAUUUAUUGCUGAUCUACAUUUAAUCUUGUUGUGAAAUAAGAGAACCACAAUAUAAUGGGGAUGUUGCAGCAAACCACUGGAACCACUGAUGGAUCAAGUCCGCUUUAAUAUCACUGAAAGACAGGAAUUACAUAACAGUAAAUUUUAAUGCACACAUGCUCAUCAUAGCUACUGUACGUAUGUCUCUAGGGUGUUUCGAGAACUGAGAAGAAAUAUUUUGUUUCAACGUCAACUAACCAGCAGCAGUUAUUUCACCUCUGCCAGAAACACCUUUUUUUUCUCUAGCAAACAGUUUUUGAACAGCCCAUUGAAAGUUAAAGCAUGUAAAAUCCCUAAAAUCUAAUUUCAAGUUUAUAGAGCACAAUGUUCCACAAGAUCACGUUCAGCUUUGUGUCCUUUCCAUUUUCCAGGAAGGCAGCCAUUUAGCUUUGCAGAAUGCUGUUAUCUCUGCAGUGAAGAGGAGGUGCAAUCCAAUUAUCUCUUCUGAGUGCUGAAGAUUCCCUUGCACUGAACCUAAAGCAAGACAAUGUAAACCUAGAUUCAGUGCACACAUGUCACCAAUAGGAUUCCAGCCCUUGUGUUAGCUCACAACAGUGGCAGCAUCCCUAUGGAUCUCCUCCCAUACCGGACCUUAUUGUACCUAAAAUACCAUAAAACCGCCAUAUAAACUACCAUUCCCUCUAUAGAUUCUGUUUUAAAAAGAAUAGGAUUGGGGAAGUUCCUCUCAGGCCCCUUCUACACUGUUCUAUAUCCCAGGAUCAUAUCCCAGAUUAUCAGUUUUGAACUAGAUUACAUGAGUCUCCACUGCCUGAUAAUCUGGGAUAAAUAAAUUACUUGGGAUAUAGGGCAAUGUAGAAAGUGCCUCAAUCAUGUGCAGUUAUCUAUUUUUCUAUCCCUUCCUAAUUCCCCCAUGUCUUACCUUAACCGUCCUCCUCUCAGGUGUCAUCAGCCCAUUUUCUGGUUUCAUGUGAGUUGUCUAUGGUCUUCUUCACCCAAAUAAAUACAGAAGCCCCCUUCCCAUUCUCAUAACACUCUGAUCCAUCUUUUCUUUGCAAAAUUUAUACAGACUUUUAUACCUCCAUUCUUCCCUUAAACCUGGGCUCAGCUUUGCUACCAGGAAAAUCUCCAUCCCAUAGUUGGUAGCUAUGCCCACCACUACUCCCACCUCCGGUAUGCUUUCCUCUUUGCCUGCAAUUCUUGUUUUCCUUUCAGUCGUUCACCCUCCAACCCUCCUGGGAUUUUCUAUGACUAGUACAAUACAGCCAUGUGCAGACACCCAAUCCAUGUGCAUCUUGUUUGGACUUUCUGACUUCUUUCUUUUCUCUCUCCCAGUCCCUUCUCCUUCAUCCUUCUCCUGCUCCUCACACUUGUUUGACUCUUUCUCGCAAACAGAGCUGGUCAAGUCUUGAGCACCAGGUGGCAAACGUAGCCAGAAUUCUUCAUAUGAGUUAGUAGCAGGAGCUGCUACUGAAAAAAGAGCAAGGGAGGAAAAGGAAAUUGAAGUGGGGCUAAGCCAUUCUGUUGUUAUGGGCAGUGAGACAGAUAGACAUAUGGAGCACACCAGUGACAGAGAUGGUGGGGAAGCUUUGCACCAGUUGGCACUCCAGCUGCAGCAACCUGUCUUUGGUAAUAGCAACCAAGUGUCCCCUUGCUAUUUUGGUGUCACUUCCUCGGACAGUAUCACCAAGCGCAAUCCACAUUCCCCCGCAGUCCCCUAGUAAUGCCACUGGCUCACAGUAAUGGAAAACCACAACUAAAUUUGAGUCUAGGCUCAAAGAUUUGGGCCACAUAAGCAAAGGUGGUUUAGUACUACUUGAGCUAGUAAUAUCCUCCUGCUAAGCAGGCUGGAUUAUGUUCUUUCCCCUGAAGUUUUCAUUAAUUUUCUGUGUCUGUGCUUAUGAAGUAGUUUUGGAUGGAAGAGCCAUUGAUCUUUGAACGACAUGCCUCCUCAUUCUACUCCACCCUGCAAUGUAUGGUUGGACAAAAAAGAAAAUACUCAUUUGAUGCAUUUUCUCUGUUUUUCUUCUUCUUCUUAAUAACACAUUUGGCAGUUGAAAUCUCAAUAAAGAGAUUUCCAACUUCUUCCCCAACACAUAAAGCAACAAUAGUGCUCACUUUGUUUUUUGUUGUUUAUUCAUUCAGUCGCUUCCGACUCUUCGUGACCUCAUGGACCAGCCCACGCCAGAGCUCCCUGUCAGCCUUGGCCACCCCCAGUUCCUUCAAGGUCAAGCCAGUCACUUCAUGGAUACCAUCCAUCCAUCCUGCCCUUGGUCAGCCCCUCUUCCUUUUUCCUUCCAUUUUCCCCAGCAUCAUUAUCUUCUCCAAGCUUUCCUGUCUUCUCAUGAUGUGGCCAAAGUACUUCAUCUUUGCUGUCAAGCUUUAGAAGAUCCAGUGCAUGCCGCCAUGGCAGCAACACGAAAGGCUUCCCAUGUUGCCUUUGAGACAGUGGGGGGAAGUUGGGUGGCCAACUCUUCCCCCCUUGGGAUGUGGUGAUAGUUGAGUGGGGCAAUGUGGGGUGAUGGGUUCCCAACACCCCCACCAGAUACCAACAAAUUCACCAUGAUGCAUGUCAAUUCUGGCGGCUUGUAUGAAGAGAUCCUGAGUCUCUAUACUACUUCAAGACUGUUGACAGUUACUUCCUCAAGCUGUUGCCUAGCAACAUGGUGGAUGGAAAGCCAUGGAUUCUUCAGAAAAAGAGUGAGCAGUAGCCUCCAUAACUUCCCACAUCUUCAUAAUAACUUUAAACGGGUCAUUUAACAGAGAUCAGGAAAGGCAGGAGAAAUCUGACAGCUUCAAACAGUCUACUUCUGCAGUGCCUUCAUUCAUGAUCUCUAGACCCAUUGCCUUUUCCUGUCUAUUAUUAUGGUGGCAAAUGUUAUCAAUGAAGAAGAACACAGAAGCCAGGAGAGACUGUAGUUUUGUUUUUGCCUGAGUCUACUGAGAAGUCCAAGGCUCUUCCCCUCCCUCCUCAGUGAAUAAUUGAGUGUAAACUACUUUUGCACUUUCAACUCAGUUUAUAGCUAUGGAAAUAAGCUCAGAAUAAAGAGGAAAGUGGAAGAACAGGAUAAAACUUGGAUAUUUCAAAAGCAGCUGGAAAAAAUGCUAUACGAAACAAAGGCACCUUAUAUGCUAAGGAAUUAAAAAUAAAAGAACACGAAGAACAAUGAUAUUUGCAAUGUUCGUCCUUGGAAAAAUUAACUCAAAGUGAGGCCUCUGUUCUACAAAAAAAUUCUUACGCUGUUAGAGGUACCAUGAAGAGCUGGUUGGACUGUUGCAUUCCAUUUCUUCUAGGGAUGUGCUGCACUGCUCAAAGCUUUUGCAAGCCACCUGAAAUUGAUUUUGGAGAGAUUGUAAAGAAUAUGAAAUUGGCAUAUAUGGAACAUGACAGAUUACUGUACCAAUGCCAGUCUGGGUAUGACUUGGAAGGGUCUGGCUGGAUAACAUGCAAAGAAAAUGGUUGGAUGCCUACACCAAAGUGUUUGGCACCCUGCGUUAUCACAAAAGAACAGCUGACAGAGCGAAAUCUGAUUCUGCGGGAUGGACAAAAACAUUCAGAACUGAUUAGAAAUGGCCAUACAAUGGAAUUUGUGUGCAAGAAAGGAUAUAUCACUGUAUCCCCAUCAAUCAAAAAGUGUAUUGAUGGAAAGUUCUAUCUACCGUUCUGCAAUUCCACUGAGCCUGAUGCAGAUGAGAUGUUUGUAGCCUCAGCAUGGAAUUCCUCUCAAACAGAAGAAACAUGUGCUGUCCCACACAUAGACAAUGGAAACUUCCUUCCUGAACAAAGACAGUACAAAAUUACAGAUGUUAUCUAUGCUUCAUGUAAUUCAGGAUUUACACUUGAAAAUCCUGAUCACGCAUCUAAAUGCACAAAAUACGGCUGGCUACCUUACCCAAAGUGUGUAGCAAAACAUUGUGAAUAUCCUCGUAUAGAGCAUGGAGCACUGUCUUGGUCUAAUACUUAUUAUAGUGAUGUAUAUUUUCCAAAAAAAGAAGGAGAUACAAUUAACUUCAGAUGUUAUCGUGGCUUCCUACCAGAAAAUAAGAAGCGUUGGCAUAUAAUUAGAUGCACCAGUUAUGGCUGGGAACCAGAACCAAAAUGCUUUAAACAGUGUAUUCUGCCUAAACACUUGCCACACGGCCAAAUAAUUGUUGGCUCUGAGAACAUCUUCAUAGAAGGCGAUGACAUUUCUUUCCUUUGUGAUGAGGGUUAUCAUCCUGAACAUCUGUCACCAACAGCAGUGUGCACAAAAACAGAUUGGUCACCAGCUCUCAAAUGCUUGGCCACUGGUGCGUCUAGCUGGGAGAAUAAAGACUUUGAUAAGUAAAGAUUAAUCUCAUAAUGAUUAAAUAAUGUAUACCUUCUCAUUUA